Molecule: messenger RNA, 1073 nt
Organism: Cicer arietinum (chickpea)
Lineage: Eukaryota; Viridiplantae; Streptophyta; Magnoliopsida; Fabales; Fabaceae
Cellular component (GO): endoplasmic reticulum membrane
Source: RefSeq, a predicted model, not a curated record
UCAUUUUCAAUAUUGAAUACGCUAUCAUUGACAUAUUAACCAGGUAGAAAGAGAAAAUAAAAAAAAAAAAAAACUAAAAAGGGUUGCGUUUCUGGGUUUUGGAAUUUUCAUUCAGAAAAUUAACCCUAAAUCAAACCCACCAUAAUCAAUAUCAUCAAGUUACAAUCUUUUACAUCUACCAUCAUUCUAUUCUGGUUUUCAAUCAAAAGGGUAUUUUUAGAUUCUCGAAAUUUUGAUGGCAAAUCUGUACGUGAAAGCUGUGCCACCUGCGGAUCUGAACAGGAACACAGAGUGGUUCACGUACCCUGGUGUUUGGACAACCUAUAUUCUCAUCUUGUUCUUUUCAUGGAUCCUUGUUCUCUCUGUUUUUGGUUGUUCACCUGGAAUCGCUUGGACCAUCGUCAAUCUCGCUCAUUUCCUUGUAACAUAUCACUUUUUCCACUGGAAGAAAGGAACUCCAUUUGCUGAUGAUCAGGGGAUCUACAACAGAUUGACAUGGUGGGAGCAGGUUGACAAUGGAAAGCAGCUCACUCGUAACAGGAAGUUUUUGACGGUUGUUCCUUUGGUUCUGUACUUGAUAGCCUCACACACAACUGACUAUGAACACCCCAUGCUGUUCUUCAACACGGUCGCAGUGUUUGUUCUAGUUGUCGCGAAGUUCCCCCACAUGCACAAGGUCAGGAUAUUCGGUAUCAACGCUGAUAAGUAAUAAGUGUUUUAUGUGUGUCCAUGAAACAAAACUGUGGUUAAGUAGCUCAUGAGCAUCUCUUGUUCCUUCUAUUGUUCUGGACAAAAAAAAAAGGUUGAACCUUUGUAUAGAAAGGCAGAACUUUGGAAGGAUACUCAAAAUCAAUCAAUGUUUUGUUGCCAACUGUUUUUUCUUAAGCUUCUUAUUCUAAGGUAUUGAAACAAAUAAAUAUGUUGAGUUAUUAUUUCUGUACAGUAGAGAAAAUACGUGUACCAGAGAUUAUGACGGUGCUUUUAAAUGUAGUAACUAGUAAGUACCUUUCUUUCUUUAAUGCCUUAGAAAACUCUUAUACAAGAAUGAUCCUUUGCAUUAGCGUUAAAUUUUA